AUGGCGCAGCGUCAAGAUAAAGUUGGACGACUUUCUAUGAAGGCUUUGAGCGACAUUGCUACCAAAACAGAAAAUAAUAGAGACAAAUCAGUGGAGAAGACAAGAGAGGAAAACAAAGGAAAAUUAAAAGAUGACCUCACAAAACGCAAGGCUAAAAGACCAACUCGAGAAGUAUACCGGCCCGGUAUAUCUCGUCUCAGUCGACGUCCAGAUGACAGAGGAGAGGAGAGGUUCAAGAAAUCAACAUCAGGCACUGAUGGUCUUACUUCUGAUGAUGAGAGUUAUCGUGACAGCAAAGAGAGCAGCAUGGAAAAAGAGAUGGAAGGCAUCAUGGGAAGCAUGAGUUCUUUGUAUAUACGAGGAUCCAAUUCCUUACCCCGUCGAGGAAGCCAACCUCUUUACCCUGACCCCCGAAAAACUUCUACACUAACUUAUAAAAAGCCAGAAAUUCCAAGGUAUAUUCCCCGUGCAAAAUUAUUGGAACAAAGUUACAAAACUGAGGAUAAAAGUCCUGAUAUUGAACACAAAGAUUUGCUCUCGCCAUCAGGAUUCAAUAGGAAAGUUGACAUAAAGUCAGACUUGAAAAAAAUGGUGGUCACAGUAGUAAAUGACCAAGCUGGGAUAGUCAGUGGUCAAUCACGAAGGAACCACCCACAGACUUUGAACUUGCAGUUCACAGAAAAAUCUGAUCGUUACUAUCGAAAUGAAGAUGGAUUUCGAUCGCCAAAACAUCGAGGAUCUAUAGAUUUUUCCCGUGAUGAUGAAUGUGAAACUCCAACAAGUCCUGGCUCAAGGAUAUACCGAUAUAAAUUUGAAGGGAUUAGAAAAGGUACAGAUAUGUCUAGGGAUGAUGAUUGUGAUUCUGUAUCCAGUCAGAAUCAACGUCAAUCUAAACGCCGUUCAUACACAAAGUCAAAGCAUUACACAUCCCAUUACCGACGACAAAGGACGGGCAGCAUAAGUAGUGAGUUUAGUGCAGCAAGUGAUGCCAGUGUGGAUGACACAAAUGGAGGCCAUACAUAUGACUGGGAUGAAGAAGUUGAGCGAGAGAUGUCAAAAUCAGUGCACGAAGAAUUGAGAGAGGAGACGCAAAAGUUACAGCAGAUGACUGAAAAGAUGGAGAAUAUGGAUUACCUGGAAACUGGAACCCAUCCCAAACUGUCUGUUCCUUCAAGCUACCGAAGUAGAGCUGAAAGCUCUGGGAGCAAUUACAGUGAACAACCACAAGGACGAAGUCGGAAACGUGACAGACGAAAAAGCUCAAAACCAAAAACAGAAAGCAGAGAUUCAAGCCUUCAAAGCAAUCCAUCUAAAGAUCAAAUAUCAAGUCAUAGUGGGGAUGGCCCACGUAGAGGUAAAGGCCGUGGACGCUUAACCUAUUUUCACAUAAGCUGCCUGAAUAGAGAUUUAAUUCUUUCUGAGAAAUUCUUUUGUAGCCUCUCCAGUUGUAUCUAUCUUCUGUUGUUUAACUUUUUUACCAAAUUCAUUCCCUUAUUUGUAUAA
This is a messenger RNA of Acanthosepion pharaonis, 1503 nucleotides long. NCBI's taxonomy places the organism in Eukaryota, Metazoa, Mollusca, Cephalopoda, Sepiida, Sepiidae. The record is from the annotation of a GenBank genome assembly.